This is a messenger RNA of Candoia aspera, 6626 nucleotides long. RefSeq names its product carboxypeptidase D (gene CPD). Gene Ontology annotation, biological process: peptide metabolic process; protein processing. Bases 34 to 4098 code for a protein of 1354 amino acids. Lineage: Eukaryota; Metazoa; Chordata; Lepidosauria; Squamata; Candoiidae. Gene Ontology annotation, molecular function: zinc ion binding; metallocarboxypeptidase activity. The record is from RefSeq and is a predicted model, not a curated record. The transcript is spliced from 21 exons.
CGGCGGCGGCGACCUGUCAGAGCCGGGGCGGCGAUGGCGGGCCGGCGCGGCGCGGCUUGGAGGCCGUGGUUGCAGCUCCUGUUGUUGCUCUCGUGGCGGGGCGGCGCGGCCCAGGCGGCGGCGCACAUCAAGAAGGCGGAGGCCGCCGCGUCGCCCGGGGAGGCCGCGCGCUACUUGGACGAAGCCGAGCUGGCCGAGACGCUGCGGCGGCUGUCGGAGGAGGAGGCUCCGCGCGGCCUGGCGCGGCUCUUCUCCAUCGGGCGCUCGAACGAAGGGCGGGAGCUUUGGGUGCUGCGCCUCAGCGACGGCCUCCCGGAGCCGGGCGGCGGCGGCGGCGGCGGCCCCCCCAUCGCGGGCCGCCCUCAGGUCAAGCUGGUGGCCAACAUGCACGGCGACGAGGCGCUGGGCCGCGCGCUGCUGGUGCGCCUGGCCCGCGAGCUGGUGGCCGCCUGGGCGCGCGGGGAGCCGCGGGCGCGCCGCCUGCUCGGCACCACCGACCUCUUCCUCCUGCCCAGCCUCAACCCGGACGGCUUCGCGCGCGCCGAGGAGGGCGACUGCCAGGGCGACGGCGGGCGGGAGAACGGCCGCGGCAGGGACCUCAACCGCAGCUUCCCGGACCAGUUCGGCGCCGCCCGGCCGGGCCUGGCGGCCGUGCCCGAGGUGCGGGCGCUGAUGGCCUGGAUGCGGCGCAACCGAUUUGUGCUUUCUGGGAACUUCCAUGGGGGAUCUGUUGUUGCCAGCUAUCCAUUUGACGACUCAGACUCACACCAGUCCUCUGGAGUAUACAGUAAAUCUGCUGAUGAUGAAGUUUUCAAAUAUCUGGCAAAAGCCUAUGCAUCAAACCAUCCAAUAAUGAAAACUGGAGUCCCAAACUGUCCUGGGGAAGAGGAAGAAACUUUCAAAGAUGGCAUCACCAAUGGUGCUCAGUGGUAUGAUAUAGAAGGUGGAAUGCAAGAUUAUAACUAUCUUUGGGCUAACUGCUUUGAGAUCACAUUUGAACUUUCCUGUUGCAAAUACCCACCAGCUGCACAGCUUGAGCAGGAGUGGCAGAAUAACCGGGAAUCUCUGCUCACCUUCAUUGAAAAAGUACAUAUUGGAAUUAAAGGAUUUGUGAGAGAUUCAGUCACUGGGUCUGGCUUGGAAAAUGCAACCAUUGCUGUGGCUGGGAUUGCUCACAACGUUACAACCGGACAGUUUGGUGACUAUUACAGACUGUUGGUGCCUGGGACCUAUAAUAUCACAGCUUCUGUCAUAGGUUACCUGCCAGUCACCACAGAGAACAUUGAAGUGAAGGAAGAAAAUGCAACUGUAGUGGACUUCUCCUUGCAUCCUGCAGUCACAGUGUUGACUUCCAGGCCUACUAAGGAAGCUCCGAUAGCUGCCAACCACUCUCUUGACAGUGCAGCAAGUACAACUGAUGUAAACAGGUCCACCUCUGUUCACCAGGUGAUCCAGCCAGAUGAUUUUCGCCAUCACCACUUCCCUGAUAUGGGGAUCUUUCUGAGGAAAUAUGCCACUGAAUACCCAAACAUCACACAUCUCUACUCGGUAGGCAAGUCAGUGGAACAAAGGGAAUUGUAUGCAAUGGAGAUAUCAGAUAACCCAGGCAUCCACGAAGCAGGUGAACCGGAAUUCAAGUAUAUUGGGAAUAUGCAUGGCAAUGAAGUAGUAGGAAGGGAGUUACUCCUCAAUCUCAUAGAGUAUCUCUGCAAGAACUAUGGAACUGAUCCUGAAGUUACUGACUUGAUCCAAAAAACUCGGAUACAUAUCAUGCCAUCAAUGAACCCUGAUGGCUAUGAAAGGUCUCUAGAAGGAGACACAUCGGGAACUUUUGGCAGAAACAACAGCAACAACUAUGAUUUGAAUCGCAACUUUCCAGAUCAGUUUGUCCAAAUCACUGAUCCCCUGCAGCCAGAGACAAUAGCUGUUAUGAACUGGCUGAAGACCUAUCCCUUUGUGCUAUCUGCAAACUUGCAUGGAGGUUCUCUGGUGGUUAACUACCCCUAUGAUGAUAAUCGACUAGGAAUUGCCACAUAUAGUAAAUCCCCUGAUGAUUCUAUUUUUCGGCAGAUAGCUCUUGCCUAUGCUAAGGAGAAUGUGCAGAUGUUCCAGGGCCACCCAUGUGACAACAUGUAUCCUGAUGAAUACUUCCCCCAUGGCAUCACUAACGGCGCAAAAUGGUAUAAUGUUCCAGGUGGCAUGCAGGAUUGGAAUUACUUUAACACAAAUUGCUUUGAGGUGACGAUUGAGUUGGGCUGUGUCAAAUAUCCCAGGGCAGAAGAGCUGCCAAAAUAUUGGGAGCAGAACCGCCGGUCUCUGCUGCAGUUUAUCAAGCAGGUUCAUCAAGGAGUCAGAGGGUUUGUGUUGGACGCCACUGAUGGACGAGGCAUCUUGAAUGCAACCAUCAGCAUUGCCGGCAUCGACCACCCUGUCCCUACCUACACGACUGGGGAUUACUGGCGCCUGCUGACUCCAGGAACGUACAAGAUCACAGCAUCGGCCCGGGGGUAUAAUUCAGAGACAAAGAUAGUAAACGUUGAAGCCAACAAUGCGGUACAAGUCAACUUUACUUUGAGUCGAAAAGGCUCCAAAGUUGAAGAAGGAUUGGCACCACAUGUGAACAUGGCAGACUCUAACGGGCCCAUCACCAAGGAGUUUGAAACCCUGGUCAAAGACCUCUCAGCAGAGAAUGGCUUGGAACAUCUCCUCUUGGCUUCUUCAGCUGAUGUUCAGCCCUCCCGUUAUCGUCCCUACAAAGACCUGUCUAUGUUCCUUAGAGGCUUGAAUUUGAAUUAUCCAGAAAUCACAAAUCUUGUUAGCUUGGGCCAAAGUCGUGAGAUUCGUCACAUCUGGUCCCUAGAAAUCUCUAACAAACCCAACCAGUCUGAGCCAGAAGAGCCAAAGAUCCGUUUUGUUGCUGGCAUCCAUGGCAAUGCCCCUGUUGGUACCGAGCUCCUCCUGGCUCUGGCAGAGUUCCUCUGCAUGAACUACAAAAAGAACAUGGCUAUUACACAGAUGAUUGAGAAGACAAGAAUAGUGAUUGUGCCAUCCCUAAAUCCAGAUGGGCGUGAGAUUGCCCAGGAAGGAGAUUGUACCUCCAAAACGGGUCAAACCAAUGCCAACAGCAAAGAUCUGGACACAGAUUUCACAAGCAAUUCCUCUGUGGCAAGGGAACCCGAAACAAAGGCCAUUAUGGAGAACCUGAUACAGAAGCAAGACUUCAGCCUCUCGGUUGCCUUAGAUGGAGGGUCCCUACUUGUUACUUACCCAUAUGACAAACCAGUGCAGACAGUGGAAAACAAAGAAACUCUGAAACAUUUGGCUUCGGUCUAUGCAAACAAUCACCCUACAAUGCACCUGGGGCAGCCUGGUUGUCCAAACAAAUCAGAUGAGAAUAUCCCGGGAGGUGUGUUGCUUGGAGCGCAAUGGCACAGUCAUCUGGGCAGCAUGAAGGAUUUUAGUGUCACGUAUGGGCACUGCCCUGAGAUCACGGUAUAUACCAGUUGCUGUUACUUUCCAAGUGCAGGACAACUCCAUACUCUAUGGACAGAGAAUAAGAAAUCUCUUCUCAGUAUGCUGGUGGAGGUUCAUAAAGGAGUCUAUGGCUUCGUCAGAGACAAGCAUGGCCGACCAGUGCCCAAGGCCCAAAUUGUGUUCAAUGAAGGAAUAAAAGUGCGCACCGAGGAAGGUGGCUAUUUCCAUGUGCUUCUCGCUCCAGGCUAUCAUAAGAUCCAUGCUAUCGCUGAAGGCUAUCAGCAGCAGCAUGUCCAGGUCUUGGUUCGCCCUGACAUGGCCAGCUUCCUGCGUAUACAGUUUGACAUAGACAAUAAGAUCUUUGGUCUUCCGAGAGAGUUGGUGGUUACAGUAGCAGGUGCGACCAUGUCAGCCCUGAUCCUCACAGCCUGCAUCAUCUGGUGUGUGUGUUCUAUCAAGUCCAACCGGCACAAAGAUGGCUUCCACCGCCUGCGGCAGCACCAUGACGAUUAUGAGGACGAGAUCCGUAUGAUGUCCACUGGCUCUAAGAAGUCGCUUCUGAGCCAUGAAUUCCAGGAUGAAACGGACACUGAGGAGGAAACAGUUUACUCCAGCAAACACUGAUCUACCAGCGGCAGGGAGCUCCCUGCAGAGACACACUUCACAACACUGAGCAUUUUUCUCAACCAGUGGACACAGAAUGCGUGACCUUCCAAAUCCCAGUUCUUGGUUCAUGCCAAUUUCUGUUUAUGCACAAGACGGUCUUACUGUACAUGCUUGGAGUCAGAACUGGGACCCUUUGGCAAUUCGGCCAGUGGCAAAAUAGCCACUCCAAUGAUGGAAGCUGCCAUGGAGCUGCUGGCUUUUCUAGUACUUCAGGAAAGUUUUCCUUAAACCAUUCUUCUGCUACUUGGGGGAGAUACAAGGCUUGGUCUCUGAGCUACUGUCCACUGCAGCAUAUGGACAGUUCGGAACUUUCUUCCCUGCCUGCCUGCCUGCCUGCCUACCUCCCUGGAAUAGUUUCCAGGGUUGGUUGCAAAGGCGUUAAAAACAACAAGCUUAUUCCCUUUAUUAAGGAGAGUAAAAUUUUGUCUGCUGAGAAUGACUUCAGGUUAGGUCUUUUUGGCGGAUACUGACUUGAAAUAUGUGUUGAGAUAUGGGAAUAUCUCCCUCUCCGGUUGAGGCUGCAGUUGUUGAUUUUUAAAACACAACACUUACCCUUCCUUUAAUUCUCUUGCACAGGUCCUGCUGCAGCAUUUCUGCUGGCUUUAUUUGAGAACAUAGGACAGCAGGCGGUGCAGUUCUGUGCUGAGAAAGAAUAACUCCUGAUAGUCUAAUACUAAUUGGGUAUUGAAAUUCCAGCUUGGUGCCAAAUGUUUUGCAACUUACUUUUGGGAUCUGUGGAAGCAUCCAGACUACUGCUUGGUUUGACAGGGGCUGCAGUCGAGGAAAAACUUUCCAUAAGAAAAUCUGCUUUGAAAGCGCCAAGCCACUUUUUCAGGAAAAUGCCUUGUUCUUUCCUUUCAGUUACUGCAUCUGUAACUACAGUUUGCUGCUCUUCUGCCCAGACUGAAUUUUGUGUGGAAUUGUGCUCUUCUCAGAUUCUUCUUUUGAACUAUGUCCCAAAUAUAUAGUGGGUCUGUUCUGGAAGGAAGGUGGUGCAGUGGUUACUGUUCCUCACAUUAUAUGUUACGAGUCUAGCCUUUUAUUCUUGUAGCACUUUGAUUUGAAAUGUUAAAUGUUUGGAAAAAGUGAGAAGCUGUUGUACAGCUGCUAAGUACUAGUCUUGGACUAGAAGACCAUCUUUAAACAAGAUCACUUUCCUAUUUAUGCAUUGGGGAGUUAAAUUCUACCAUUCCUUGAUAACUUUAGGUAGUGCAUGGAGGCUGAGAAUAUAGUUGAAAGUGUUAUCUGCAACUCCAAGUGCUUGCUUAAGAACUGGAAAUGGAUCUAGAGAAUCUGUUUAGGGUCUUGUUAUUACCACGAGGUUUGACCUCAGACGCCUCAAAAUUCUUUCUAGUCUCUUAAAACUUGCCAGAAAUGGGAACAAUGACUUGUUUUGAUGGCUUAUUCAGUUGCUUGGUUGUACUAAUAAGGAUUUCCCAAAACAGUUUAGCUCCCUUGUGAAAUGUCAAACCCAUUUUAUAACGGGCAUUAUAAUAAUAAUAAUAAUAAUAAUAAUAAUAAUAAUAAUAAUAAUAAUAAUGUUGGACUCUGUGGCCAUCUUUCCCAGGAAAGCCAUAGAGCGUAGAUGCUAGAAGUUUAGGCUACAUUCUUAAGCAUACUAUGAUGUAGGACAAAUUGUGGGACUUAUAUUUAAAAUCAACAAGUAAAUGUUUUAAGUUUGUCCUUCUGAAUCAGUUUAUUUUAGCCCCUGCCAUCUGCUGGAAAGUAUGCAGUACUAAACCAAGUGCCUCAGUCUGUUAGCAUUAUUAAUUCUCCUAGUAUAUCCAUGUCGUAAGGUUCAAGCAAUGUUAUCCCUGUUGUGUUCUGCUUUAAUUGAACUUCGCUGCUUUUUGUCAGAUUACCUAUAAGAGCUUUCUUUGAAAUGAAGUUGGAUUUGAUUCCAAAUCCCUAGCCGGUAUCUUUUGGGCCUCGGGGUAGGUUUCUUUAAUCUCUGUUGGAAUGUGCAUUAUCCUCCUCAUUCUAGUCCAGAAUUUAAAAGAAAAGCAGUUCAAAAUCUCUUGACUAAAUUUGCCAGCAAUAACUGAUGUGUCAAGCACCAGCCAUAGCCUUCUUUCGACUUGUUCAAAUCUAGCUAGAAACACAACUUGGAAGUCAGUCUUGCCACAGUGUUCACAGGUGGCUGCAUCUUUCUGGUAGUAAUUAUGUAUUUUUUUUCUAUUAAAAUAAUAGGGUGGCUGCUGUUACUUUUUGUAGAACACUAUAUGUCUUUGAGAGGCCAUGUUAGCCUCUGUGGCAUAGAAGAAUCAACUGCAGCCACCUAUGUGUGCUUGCCACUUUGAUUUGGGGGGGGGGGUCCCUGUACUGUGCCUUCGGAAGCAGGUGUUGAAAGGAAGGGCUUGACUUAGGAAUGCAAACCAAUUAGUGUCAGUGACAACUUGAAGGUCUGUACACCAAACAAGACUGCAAGUGUGUUUGAUUAAAAUGUAUGCUAAGCUCUAAUCUGUGUAAAACUUUUACGAUGUCUC